This is a messenger RNA of Eimeria necatrix, 1933 nucleotides long. RefSeq lists its product as hypothetical. The annotation marks the transcript as partial. The record is from RefSeq and is a predicted model, not a curated record. NCBI's taxonomy places the organism in Eukaryota, Apicomplexa, Conoidasida, Eucoccidiorida, Eimeriidae. The transcript is spliced from 2 exons.
GUUCUCCCGCGCCUUCAACAACCUGGUCGCCGCGCUGCUGCAGCACGACCCCGCCCGCAGGCCCUCGGCCCUGGAGUGUAUGGGCUUUUCGAUUUUCCGCCCGCUGGCAGCAGCAGACCACCGCGCCUUGCCACCCCACUGCAGCAGCAGCAGCAGCAGCAGCAGCAGCAGCAGCAGCAGCGGGUGCGCGGACAUGCAGCAGCUGCAGCAGCAGCACACAGGCAGACACGCGCCGCUCUCCACCAUCGCAGAAGAAGACGAAAACGAAGACCCCCAGACAAGCCAGUACCAGGACUGCAGCAGCAAACUGCAGCAGCAGCAGCAGCAGCAGCAGCAGCAGCAGGAAGAGCUAAAGGCCCACCCGCCCCUGCUGCAGCAACGCCCUGCUGCUGCCUUCAGCGGGGCUGUUCUGCGCAGACCCUCUUUUGGGGCCCCACAGCUGCACACGGAGGGGCCCCACGCCCCGUUUUCCCUGCAGCAGCAGCAACAGCAGCUGUGGCAGCAGCAGCUGCAGCAGCAGCUGCAGCAGCAACAGCAGCUGCAGCAGCAGCAGCAGCUGCAGCAGGUAGGCGCUGCAGGCCGCCCCAGUAGAAGCGGCUCUGCGAUCUACAGGCCAGGCCUGGAAGCAGCAGAAGAGCCCACCUGCUCCGUAGAACCAACAGCAGCAGCAGCAGCAGCAGCAGCAGCAGCAGGAACAGCAGCAGCAGCAGCGCCUCGGAGUUCGUUUUUGCCCUUCGCCAGACGCACCCAGAGGCAGAGUGAGCUGCUUCUGUUGCAGCAGCAGCAGCGGCAGCAGCAACAGUUGGACUUGCAGCAAGAACAGCAACAGCAGCAGCUAAAGCAGCAGCAGCUGCUGCUGCAGAGGCAACAGCAGGAACUGCGACAGCAGCAACAGCAGCUGCUGCUGCAGCUGCAGCGCCAGAGGGCUGCUGCUGAACAGGAAAGAUGGCAGAGGGCCUCGCCCACGUCUGCAGCAGCAGACUCGUCCUUGCUGCAGCAGCAGCAGCAGCAGCAGCAGCAGCAACAGCGCAUUCAUCGUUUGGCUCGCGAGUGCAGAACAAGGGAAGCACCAACGGCUGCUGCAGCACCAGCUGCAGCUCCUCACACAGCAGCAGCAGCAGCAGCAGCAGCAGCAGCAGUAGAGCCAGUUCCUCCUGCUGCUUCUUUUCAAGCCCCAAGCAGCAUGCAGCGGCAUCUCCGCCGCCAGCAGCAGCUGCAGCAGCUGCAGCAGCUGCAGCAGCUGCAGCAGCAGAGUGGGGACAGCGCGCUGCGAAGCAGGUCACCUGUCAGCCCCAUCAGUGCAGCAGCAGCAGCAGCGAGCAGCACACUGCGGCGCACCAGCAGCAGCAGCAGCAGCAGCAACAACACGUGGGGCGCGGCUAAGUACCCGGCUCCCCAGCAGGAACGCCGCGAGGGUCUCUUACGCGCAGAAGAAGUGUCUCCUCUGGAGCAGGAGCAACGGCAGCAGCAGCAGCAGCAGCAGCAACAGCAGCAGCAGCAACUGCAGCAGCAGGUGCUUCGGGUGCUGCGCUGCUGCAACAGCCCCUGGAGGAGAGACAGCGCAGCUCAGCUUUCAUUUCAGGUGUACGGACACCUCGCUCGUCGUCUCCAGCAGCAACAGCAGCAGCAGCAACAGCAGCAGCAGCAACAGCAGCAGGCACUGCAGCAGGAAGCCGCUAUCUGCACUGUGGCAGCGGCGCUGCUGCAGCAGCUGCUGCUGCUGUUGCUGCUGCCCAGGGGAUCUCUCCGGGCGCACACACGCCGCGCGCUGCAGCAGCAGCAGCAAGUGCGUGCAGCAGCAGCUACCUCCCCUCCUACAGAGCCAAGAGCAGCAGCAGCAGCAGCAGCAGCAGCAGCAAACUUGGAGCAGCAGCAGCACAGGAACGCCGUGCCCCCUUUGAGGGCCUGGGGGCCCCUCUUUCGGGGCCCCUAG